Messenger RNA from Talaromyces amestolkiae, 1401 nucleotides. RefSeq lists its product as uncharacterized. The transcript is spliced from 4 exons. The record is from RefSeq and is a predicted model, not a curated record. Gene Ontology annotation, cellular component: cytoplasm. NCBI's taxonomy places the organism in Eukaryota, Fungi, Ascomycota, Eurotiomycetes, Eurotiales, Trichocomaceae. Bases 1 to 1401 code for a protein of 466 amino acids.
AUGACCACACCGACAUCAAUUGACACCAACAAUCCAGUCUACUUCUGGAGACCAGAAGGCGAAUACGGUUUUCUAGGACAAUGGUGGCCAUCGUCAUUCUCAUGGAAAGACGGCGACAAGGAAUACACUUACGCAAAUGCAGAACAAUAUAUGAUGCAUCGCAAAGCACUGCUGUUCGCCGGUCUAGAUCACCCCAUAACUCUUCAAAUUCAAAAAGGCCGGAAACUCCAUCCUCGCGCAAUUCGAGACUUGGGCCGACAGAUCCCCAAUUUUUCGGAUGAGGUGUGGCAGCAAAAUAGGUAUGGGAUUGUCUUGGAGGGAAAUUAUUUGAAAUUUUCGCAGGAUGACGAGCUUAAAGAAAAGUUGCUGGCAACGGAGAAUCGGGAGCUGGUUGAGGCGAGAAAGGACGGCCCUGUCGUAACUGCUAUCGGUUAUGGCAUGAUGGGCCUCAGUGCAUUCUAUGGAAAGCGUCUACCUGAUGAACAGCGCCUUCAGUUCCUAGACCAACUCUACACUUCUGGUGAGCGAUUCUGGGACACAUCAGACGUUUACGGUGACAGUGAGGAUUUGCUGGGGAAAUGGUUUAGCCUUAACCCUGGUAAGCGGCAGCAUGUUUUCCUAGCUACAAAAUUCGGCAAUAUGGGUGGUGGGAAGGCUCGGACGGAUCCGGGCUAUGUGCUAGAGGCGUGUGCAAAGAGUUUGGGGAGGUUGAAGACAGAUUAUAUUGAUCUGUACUAUGUGCAUCGUGCAGAUCCUGGAACGCCGAUUGAGGAGACAUGUAAAAGGCUGACGCAAAAUGAUAAUAGGGAAGGGAAGAUUAGAUAUCUAGGAUUAUCGGAAGUCUCAUCUACUACUCUCCGCCGGGCCCAUACUGUAUCUCCCAUCUCCGCCGUGCAGGUCGAGUACAGCCCAUUUUCGCUAGAAAUCGAGCUCCAGGAGACAAACAUUCUAGCAACUUGUAAAGAGCUAGAGAUCGCUGUGGUUGCAUACUCCCCUCUUGGAAGAGGAUUUCUUACAGGGCAACUAAAGAGUAUUGAUGACCUUGAUGUAGAUGACUUUCGGCGCCAGGUGCCACGCUACUGGCCGCAAAACUUCCACCACAAUGUAGCCCUGGUGCACGACUUGGAGAAAUUUGCAAAGCAAAAGGGUCACACGACUGGUCAAUUAGUCCUAGCUUGGCUGCUACGGCAGUGGGAUAUGGUCAUCCCAAUUCCGGGCACAACAAAGUGGAUGAACUUUAUUGAGAAUAUGGGGGCCUUGCAGGUUCAGCUAAGUGAUGAUGAAGCCAAGGAAAUCAGAGAUGUUAUCGAAAAAGCCUCAGUAGUUGGUGAUCGGUAUCCAGAUGGCUGGGCGCAGACACUGUUUGCGGACACAGCUCCCCUUCCGCAGCAAAAGUCCUAA